AUGGGCACGGCGCUAGUGUUUCUGGUAUCAACGCAGUCCAGCUGUUUAGACAGCCCGGCUGAGCCUGCUCCCUUGCCUCCUUUGCCGUGUGUUGCAGCCAAGUUGGACGCGGUGAAGACGUACAUGCGGAUGCGUCACGUGCCGGAGCACCUGCAGAACAAGGUGAUCCGGUGGUUCGACUACCUCUGGUUGACGCAGAAGUGCUCGGACGAGGAGCGCUCGGUGGGAUGCCUGCCCGACAAGCUCAAGGCUGAGAUCGCCAUCCACGUUCACCUCGACACGCUCAAGCGCGUCGAAAUCUUCCAGAACACCGAGGCAGGCUUCCUAUGCGAGUUGGUGCUCCGCCUGAGACCCGUCCUCUUCAGCCCUGGCGACUACAUCUGCAGGAAAGGUGAAGUGGGCAAGGAGAUGUACAUCGUGAACCGCGGCCGGCUCCAAGUGGUCACGGACAACGGCAAGACGGUGCUGGCGACGCUGCGCGCGGGCUCUUACUUCGGCGAGAUCUCCAUCCUCAACAUGGGAACGGCCGGCAACCGCCGCACGGCUUCGGUGCGCUCCGUCGGCUACUCGGACCUCUUCUGCCUCUACAAGCAGGACAUGUGGGACGUGCUCAAGGACUACCCCGCCGCCCGGGUGCGUCUCGAGGCGAUCGCCGUCAAGCGGCUGGAGAAGUACAAGCGAGAGCCGAUGCGCAAAAUGUCCCUGGGCCGGAGCCGGAGCACCCCGGGCCUGGUCGAGUCUCGAGGCAAGCUGCCCUUGGAAGAGGUGACACCGGGCGCCCCCUCCAAGGAGGCCUCCUCCUCAGUCGCCGCCCUCCUCCAGCCCUCCUCGGCCCCUCAGGCGGCCGAAAGCCCCCUCAGCAGCAGCCGCUAUAACGGCGCCGUACCCCACGACCAACAGCAGCAACCCCACAAGCAGCACCCACCGCCGCCGUCCGCCGCACCCUCGGCCGAGCCGAGGCGGCUGGCCACCACGAUGGUGACCACCACACCGGCGUCGCCGUACCGUCACCCGCCGCCAUCUCCGGGCGUAGCCUAUACGGCGGCCGACCUGUCCAGCAACGCGAGCCCGGUCGGCACUUCGCCCGCGUCCACGGCGCAGCUGAUGGUGCCCAGCCCUUUGCUGUGCGGCGGCGUGAUGGGCAGUGGCGGCGGCAUGAGCCCCCUUUCGGUCCGGGACGCGUCCCAAGAGGCCCUGCUUGCCGAGAUCAAGAGACUGCGUGAGCGGCUGGUCACGCUCGAGGCUGAGAACGCCACCAUGAGCGUCAAGCUGAGCCAGCAGCAGUGGGAGGUGGAGAGCCGGCUCGCCGAGAUCGAGCUGCAGAUAUGCGGCGCCGCGAGUCCCGAGAGCAGUGGAUGCUCCUCGGACGAGCAGGAGCGAAACCGGGAGUCCAUCAUCUGACAUCUCCCGCUGCUCGCCUCCCUUUGCUUCUUCUUCGAGGACCGAUGGCUCCUCGACGGCUUCUUUGCUGCUGCGGCCACGAAGCACGCCGCCCCUUGGACGUCCACGUGGGGGAACUCUUUGGCAGUGGCAGGACAGGCCAUUCGCCUGGACGGCGGUGUGCACCUGUACUUGUUACCGGCGUUUGGUGCACGCUUCUACAGAGGCUGUGCUGCAGUGUGAAAGAGACUGCGUCACUUAGCACAAAUAAAGGCCCUCGCCACCUUCAGUCGACACCAGCCUGUUCUUGCCGAAGGUGUAAAUAAAUUGUCGCCGCUCCCAGCGAAGUCACUACGCGCCUGCAUGCGACUGGCCGGCGAGGUUGCAUUUCACCGAAAGGCAUUGUGAGCGUGAACGCAAGACUACGAGAACACAAAUAAGUGCGCACAUGCAUUCGGAGCAACGGAAUCAAGUGACUGUGGCAUGAGAGCGGACUUUCACUCUAACACAGACAAAAAAUGAAAGGCACUACUGUUUCUGAUUUCUUUGGUGACACUGUUCUUUUUUUUUUAGUUUGGUCAAUUGAAUACGAAGAAGGUUAAGUUCAUCGUCGCUUAUCCCCAUUUCGCUUUAUUUUUUUUUUCAUCUUUGUUUCCAUCCUGCUCCAAGCGCCGCACUAGCACUUUCGACCAACAGAAGACUGCGACAACAGACUCUACCUUUCAGGGGCAUCUUCGUAUGCCUUGUGCUACUUUGGAAGUGCGUGUGUUGUUGUGUGUUUGAAGCACAUGCCAACUGGGAUGUCGAAUUUCUUCUAUGGCGUAAGUUUUCUGUCCCGUUUUGUUUUUUUAAAUCCACAUCAAGUGAAUUUGUGCGGUUGAGUGCUGCGAAUAGUAAUAACGACCACCAUAUGUACCCUCAACUCUCGCUCGUGCGCGCCUGUGGCGAGGGCGUCGAAAAAUGAUUAGAAUUGUUUUAAAGGUUUUGGUGAAGCAUGUUGUACAGGCUUGCACAUAAAAACAGUGAAUGUGAUCGUGUUGGCAGAAAAAAAACGUAGUUUAGUCUUAGUUGAGUAUCUCUUCUGUGAUUGUUGUUGCCAAAAACGUACAACAGUGAACAUAGGUAUCGUUCUAACGAAAGCUUAAUAGACUGGUUGUGACCGUGUCACGAUGCUGUGAGGACGCUUAAAAAAAAAGACAGGUGUCGUUCACAAGCUGAAGACUGAGUCGCCUGUAACAUUUAAGCAAAUCUUCAACAGUUCGAACCUCUAAUCUCUCCAAGCGAUGAGAUGCCUAUGUAGGAGGUUAAGAAAUUAUUUCCGAGCUUUCAGAAAAAAAAUCUGGGAUUAGGUCUCGAUAGAAUCAUUAGCUAGUCGUCGAUCUUUUACCGUAAGCCUUAGGCCAGAGUUUGAUGACACAGGGUUCUUAGGUCUUAGCAUCGUCUGGUAUGAUAGGCUCAGGAAGGUUGAUGUAACUUGUUCUUAGACGCGUUCUCUGAAAACGUGGAGAGAUUUCUUGUAAGCUGAGGGACAUGAAGUUUUGUGCGUAGGUUUUAUAGAUUUACUCAAAUUACACGAUGAAGUGACAUCACUUGGCUGCGUAGCGAGACAGGCAUGUGCGCAUUGAGUCUCUGCCGUUAUUUUAGAAAUAUGUUUCAUUUUUUUUUGUGAAUUAGAAACGAAAGAACGUGAUGUAAAGUAGUGAAUGACAUGGAUAUAUAUAAUCGAAGACACCACGUAGCCCAAAGAAAAAUGGCGAUAUUUUCUGUUAUUCGCGCAGAGCUUGAUUUUGAACCUGUCGAACAAAAUAUGCUAUUUGUCCAGGUAAAAAAAAAAGUAACGAAGCGGAAUCAAGAAGCAUUGUACACUUAAAAUUUGUUCCACAGUCGAAAAUCUAGUACAAAUACAAGCAAAAAACGCAAUUUGUUACAGGAUCUCGCGCUCGUAUGUGGGAAAAAAUUCUCACCUCGCGUGGCGCAUUGCAUGAACUUGGGGAAUUUCAUUGGACGACUUGGACAACAGUUUUCAGUUACAGCAAGCAAGGAGGCGUGUAACGUUUAUUUCGCGCACUUGUCGUUCAGGGGCCAGUAGAGCGAGGAAUCGACCUCAGCUUAAGGGAAGAGAGAAGGGAGCCACAUAUAUUUCUCGGUGCAUUAUCUUUGUACGAAGUUAAAAAAAAAAACAAUUAUGUAUCCAGACGGGCGCCCACACUUUUUAAUAGAUCACGGUUGUUUGGAAGCACAUAUUUUGUCGCGGAUGCGCCAUCAGUGCAUCCGCGGUGCUCACUCAGGACGGGAACUCCUCGUGCUCGUCAAGUGUCAAACUUUAGCCCUUCGCGUGACACAGUCGUCAGUAACAUUAUCUUGACAGCCUUCUUAUAUUGUCUCUCUCACUGGCACAAAUGUUUGCUUGGAUCAUCCUCAAUACUGUCAUGGACCAAUCAUCAUCCUGGAUUCCUUUGUUCUACAAGCUCAUGUGAAACACCAUACUUUUGUGGGACCCGGUUGCAUGCAAUUGAAAGGUGGCUGGAUGUAUAUUAACACUUUCAUGGAAGGACAGCUAGGAAGCAAGCUUUAUCCUGUCCACCCUGUUCACACACACAAAUACAUAAACACAGAUACACAAAACAUAAACAUCUGUGCGUGUUCGAGAAAAGCUUGUCAUGUAGCCAGGAAAUUUUACUCGUGCUCAUCACAACGUUACAGGUUCGCAAUUUAGUUAUUUCUUUCUUACUUCAUCCCACACCUUGAUCUUCUACCAAAAUUUCUGCAUUCAUGUAUACUGUUGAUAGUUUAGCUAAGGUAAUUCAAAUGAAAAAUGUCGCGGUUAAAAAUAAUUUUCCUUUUGUUAAACUUGUAACAAUGUCUGCAGUCAAGGAAUGGUUAAUGAUGAUUAGCGAAUCAGAUAAAAAAACAGCGAUUCUGUUUUUUCUGUGGCCACAGUUAUUAACAUUUAUAAUGUUCAAAUAUUUCUUGAUAACCGCAUUGAUGUUGUUUUGAGAGCAUUUUUUUUGCUUCCCACAAUGUCAGUGGUUCGAAGUACGCAAAAUACAUUUCAGCGAUAACAUUUUAAUGCCAGGAAAAUACAUAUACGUCCCAAAGCUCUAGGCGCGCUUGUUCGAGGAAGAUAUUUCUUAUACAUCACCAGUAAUAUUUCGUAAUAAACAGCCAACAAAUGCUCAUGUACUUGUUAAAUACUUCGCACUAUAGCUCAAGCAGUAACCAGUUUAGCAUUUCUGAGAAAACGAUGUUUUCAAUCCCUAGAAAAAAAUAAUAUAUCAAAUUUUCGAGCCAAAUCCUGCUGUUGAAAAGGAAUAACGCGCAUAAUAAAUAACUGAAGUGGCAGUAAUGUUCAACAGUCUGCAAACGUUUCUCUUUUCUGAUGUGUACUGACAAAGGAUAAGAGCUGGGAUACCUCAUGGAAUGGUAUCCCGUAUAAUUUGCCGCACAAGUGGUGGCUGGAUUGCUAUAUAGUUAGUAGAAAAGUUAGGAACGAUUACAAUUUAUAGGCAGUGUCUAUCAAGAACGAUCGUGCCACUAUCUCUUCAUGGCUGCAACGCUAUUGACUUGCCACUUCCAAAGGUUCACACUCUUCAAUCCCCACGAAACGAAAGAAUUUCGCUUUCAAAUCGGGCGAGUCAGCAAAUACAAUGAAAAUAUUUCGAACAGACAAAGAUUAGUGUUAACUGCCGAGAUCAAUUGAAGAGUGAGCUCUCGAGGAAGUAAAUCCCCACCAGACAUCUUUUUGCAGCCUUUUCAUUUCGAGCACGCACCAUUCACUGGAAUCCUCCAGAAAAAAAAAAAACUUCACCCUUCUUGCCUUACGCGUACGUUUUUUGCACAUGCCAGGCAGACAGGGCGAAACCGCUCAGACUCUUACCACAUCCCAUUGUUCAAGUCUUAUCCUAGGACACAGAGAGAAAAUUUGACCGCCCUUUCUAUCUCUCUUCUUUCUCUUAGCACUUUCUCGCACACUCUCUCUCUCGUUGCAUGUGUGUGUGUGUGUGUUUGCGACGAAGCCAAAGCAUGGUUAACAUGGAACGACGACAGCUUUUCACGGUUCACGUCGCGCGUUCCGCGCUUUGCAGAGGCCGGAGCGCGACCUACUGGGCGUGCGAAUGUCCGAUGCAUUUCCAAUUGAAUUAAACUGGUCCCGGCUUCGGGGAAAGGCCCUCAGUGGCCGAGCCGCUGCCUUCGUUGUCGCCCGAAAUUGGCGAAGCAAGAGGGCCGCCGUAAUGACGACGUCGGCCGACAGCUCGUUUCCAUGAGUUCCCGCCGCGCUGCUUUGGUUACGUCGGUAUAGGAGAGGGCGCCCUUUUCGAAGCGCGAGAACAUUUGCAAUUCAUUGCAUUCCUCGAGAGCUGCAAUACACGCGUUAAGUGGUGGUUCCCAGCCUCCCGACACGAAAAUGUUGGCGCUGGCCCAUCCGAAGCCCGCGCCCCGAUGCUCGCCAUCGUCCUGCACUCCCGCUCCCUCCUCGUAAUCCCGUUCAUCUUCCUUUCUUUCGAAAACCUUUUCUUUUCGAUCCCGAUGUAUUUCUGCCUUUCUUUCUCUCAUCUCGCUCUCUCUAUUCUAUUGGCCGUACACUGGCAAAGACACUGCUUGAAGAAGUUCAGAUUUCGUCACUGUUAGCCCACCUGCAAGACCGAAGUUUCGUGUUGAGCUGUUCCUAAUAAAAAGAGAAAA
Rhipicephalus sanguineus (brown dog tick) is the source of this 6063-nucleotide messenger RNA. RefSeq names its product cyclic nucleotide-gated cation channel beta-1. Lineage: Eukaryota; Metazoa; Arthropoda; Arachnida; Ixodida; Ixodidae. Gene Ontology annotation, biological process: monoatomic cation transmembrane transport. Gene Ontology annotation, molecular function: protein-containing complex binding; cGMP binding; intracellularly cAMP-activated cation channel activity. The record is from RefSeq and is a predicted model, not a curated record. The transcript is spliced from 7 exons. Gene Ontology annotation, cellular component: intracellular cyclic nucleotide activated cation channel complex; plasma membrane. Bases 1 to 1401 code for a protein of 466 amino acids.